Vitrella brassicaformis is the source of this 708-nucleotide messenger RNA. NCBI's taxonomy places the organism in Eukaryota, Vitrellaceae. The record is from the annotation of a GenBank genome assembly.
CUCACAAGAAAGACCAUUCUGAGUUGCGUCGCUUGGUGUACUUGGUCCCACGGGGGGCGAACCGCAGCCGGAACAGGCCCAUGACGGGGGUGUGGUCACUGAGUCGUAUUGACGGGAAGGAGUUGUAGCCACACCUGCAUCAGUCAGUGUCCACACACACACACACACACACAGAGGGAGCUUUCCCCUAGGCCUCGCUGCAUGGGUCGGUCGCUCACCCGACGAGUGCCCACCGCACAGACCAGCUCCGGGCGAAGACUCUGUCACAGUACUGAGGGCAGUGCUAAAGUUUUAAGACACAGGGGACAGCGUCUGAUCAGAAAACUGGAUGACAUCGUGAGAGCAGUACCUCCUCCAUGUAGCAUAUUCCUGACACCACACAGGCAGACAAUUGAUUGAGAACAGACAGACAGACAGACGUGUGUAUUUCCGGCCUCAUUGGAUUGGGAUGUCUCCCUCCCUCCCUCUCUCCCUCCCUCCCUCCCUCCCUCUCCCCCUCUGUGUGUGUGUGUGUGUGUGCGGACAUGCAGUGAACGUCCUCGAGUGCGCACCUGCUCUGCACAGCUUCAGUUGGGUAUUCUCGAUGGCCUGCAUGCCUUCCACUGUCUUGUCCAUCGAAAUCGUGGCGUUGCCCGCUGCCCCACCCGCGGCCGUGCGCAUGCUAGGCGGCACAAACGCCAGGCAUCGGUAGCCGAGGCGGUCGACCAU